UUCCACCGACCGUUCCUAUCUUGAAAACACACAGCAAAACCUUCCUUCCCAAAUAACACUUCUAUUGAGUUAAAUUAUACACAAGAGUAUCAGGAUGCCGGGCCUGACGAUUGGCGAUACCAUCCCUAACCUGGAAGUUGAAACUACCCACGGCAAGUUCAAGCUCCACGACUUCGCCGGCGAUGGCUGGACCAUCAUCUUCUCUCACCCAGGUGAUUUUACGCCGGUGUGCACGACGGAACUGGGGAAGAUGGCGGCGUACACGGGGGAAUUUCGGAGGAGGGGGUUGAAGCUGCUAGGCUUGUCUUGCGACGACUUGCGCUCUCACGCGGAUUGGAUCAAGGACAUUGAAGCCUGCUCUGGCGGCUGCAAGGUGGACUUCCCGAUCAUCGGGGAUCCGAAGAGAGAGAUCAUAAAGCAACUCAACAUGGUUGACCCGGAUGAGAAAGACCCGACCGGGAACCAGGUCCCCUCUCGGGCUUUGCAUAUUGUGGGUCCGGAUAAGAAGAUUAAGCUGAGCUUUCUGUAUCCGGCGAGCACGGGGAGGAACAUGGACGAGGUGGUGAGGGUGGUGGAGUCGCUGCAGAAGGCGGCGAAGCACAAGGUGGCUACUCCGGUGAACUGGAAACCGGGAGAUCCGGUGGUGAUAUCACCCGGCGUGUCCAAUGAGCAGGCAAAGGAGAUGUUCCCGCAGGGGUACGAGACCGUUGAUCUCCCGUCCAAGAAAGAAUACCUGCGAUUCACAAACGUCUAAUGAAUUAAGUGGACUGCCUACUUAAUAUAAUUAUAUGUGUAAUAAUUAAAUUUACCAGCUGAUGAAAUGCGUGUAUGUUUUGUUUGACCAUCGAUGUGAUGUACAAACGGCUUUACGCAUGUCUGAAAGGUCGAAUAAUAGACAGGAGGUCAUUUUACGGA
This is a messenger RNA of Malania oleifera, 915 nucleotides long. Its product is annotated as 1-Cys peroxiredoxin. Gene Ontology annotation, molecular function: peroxiredoxin activity. The record is from RefSeq and is a predicted model, not a curated record. The transcript has 4 exons. Bases 95 to 754 code for a protein of 219 amino acids. Gene Ontology annotation, biological process: cell redox homeostasis; cellular oxidant detoxification. Gene Ontology annotation, cellular component: mitochondrion; cytosol. NCBI's taxonomy places the organism in Eukaryota, Viridiplantae, Streptophyta, Magnoliopsida, Santalales, Ximeniaceae.